This is a messenger RNA of Salvia miltiorrhiza (redroot sage), 1375 nucleotides long. Its product is annotated as nudix hydrolase 20, chloroplastic-like. Bases 44 to 1126 code for a protein of 360 amino acids. The record is from RefSeq and is a predicted model, not a curated record. NCBI's taxonomy places the organism in Eukaryota, Viridiplantae, Streptophyta, Magnoliopsida, Lamiales, Lamiaceae. The transcript has 9 exons. Gene Ontology annotation, molecular function: 8-oxo-dGDP phosphatase activity.
GGAGUAUAAAAUUCGAAUAGAUUUUGUUGUUUGAGUUUGAAAAAUGGCAAUCACACUCUUUCCUUCAUUUGUUUGUUCAUCUUCUUCUAUUAGAAGGUGGGGUGCGAAUUUACCAAUUCGCCCUCCUUUUCAGUCGGUCGGUUCCGCCGCCGCCUUCCAGCACACUCUCGCCGGGAGCAGCAACUUCACGUGGAACGACGUCGUCGGCUUAUUCCCCAAUCAUGACUCUUCCGACCUCCGCGGCUUCUUCGGCAAAGUUGCUCUAUGCAAUCGCAAUUCUGAGAAGAUGUGUGAAUUUAUGCCGUUUGUGAUCGAAGAGCAGGUCGUUGGAUACGUUCAUAACGGGUUUGCUGACCAUCUGAGGACUUUUAAAGAUGUAUUCACUUACCCAGAAGACUCAUCUUAUGGCGGCAAUUUCGGAUGCCAUUUAGCAUUACAUCCAUUGCUGAGGACACCUGAGGACAGGACAAAAGCUGUUGCAGAUGUGGUCAAGUGCUUUGCUGACAGACUUAUUCCAGGAAUUCGAAAUGAGCUAUAUCCUGUUACGUCGUCUUUUGGGACACCAGAAUAUUUCUCUCUGGAGCGUGCAGCAGCACCAUAUUUUGGAAUAAAGGCUUAUGGGAUUCAUUUGAAUGGCUAUGUUGAAAGAGAGGACCAAGACUAUCUAUGGGUAGGGAAGAGAAGUAAUACAAAGUCCAAAUAUCCUGGCCAGCUUGAUCAUUUGGUUGCUGGAGGCCUGCCUCAUGGAAUAUCCUGUGUGGAGAAUGUUGUGAAGGAAUGCAAAGAAGAAGCUGGGAUACCACGUUUUAUUUCCAGCAAGGCCAAAGCUGUUGGAGCCGUAACUUACUCGGACAUUAAUGGAUAUAGAUUCAACAGAGAUGUUCUUUUCUGUUAUGAUCUGAAGCUUCCUGAGGAUUUUCUUCCUACAAAUGAGGACGGAGAGGUGGAAAGCUUUAGACUACUCCCUGUUGAACAUGUUGCAAAUAUCAUAAGAAGCACAGAGUAUUACAAGGCAAACUGCAAUCUUGUUAUUAUAGAUUUCCUGUUUCGCCAUGGGUAUAUCAAACCUGAAGCGCCUGGCUAUUUGAAGCUAUUGCAGAGUCUGAGAAGUGGAGAAUGUACAUAAAUUUUAUCCUUCACGUCAAAAAAGAUAAAAAAUAAAAGAUGAAAUCAUCCUUCACGUCAAAUGCUGGAACGGUUUUCUAGGUCCGAUUCACAAGUGGAGUUAAUGAGAAGGAAUUUAUAAUAUUUCAUUUGCAACAGAGUUUAAUGUUUCUUUAUCGAGUGUAACUCAGUUUUCUCUUGAACAUCAGAGCUCUGUAUUUGUGAAGUUUGAUCAAUUAUCUAAUAAAGACCUCUACUUCUACAUUUAAAA